Penicillium roqueforti is the source of this 900-nucleotide messenger RNA. RefSeq lists its product as uncharacterized. The transcript has a single exon. The record is from RefSeq and is a predicted model, not a curated record. NCBI's taxonomy places the organism in Eukaryota, Fungi, Ascomycota, Eurotiomycetes, Eurotiales, Aspergillaceae. Bases 1 to 900 code for a protein of 299 amino acids.
AUGUUCGAAAACUUCUCCUUCACCUCGCCGUCGUCGCGACCCGACCGCCUCGCCCUCGACACCGACGACCGGCUAAUGGUCGACAGCGACAGCAACCUAAUCUCCCCACUCUCCUCACGCUGUCCCUCACCACAAUCCCAACGCUUCCGCAACAUCUCGCGCUCGCGCUUCACCCGCAACCAAAGCCAAAACCAACAACCCCCAACCUCCGUCCCCUUCCCCUAUGACUCAGACCACAACCACAAGCGCCUAUCGAUUGCAACCCUAACGCAGAAACUGCACGAACACACCCUAGGCGACCAAAACCGAGCCAGCAGACACACACAAGGCUCCCGGCGCUCCCCGGGCGCAGGCUACGUCCUCACACCACCAGACACAGACCACUCCGACGACUCCGGUGUCGACUGUCUCUCCUCGCCCUCUGCCUCCUCAACAACAAGCCCGACUUUCCCCCCGCACCUGAUGUCCGACCUACCAGCUUUCGGCUCCGAACGCCCCUUCUACCCCCAGCCACAUCCCUACCACCAUGACGUCCGCAUGCAGCGCCAGCAGAUCUCUAGGCUGCAGUGCAACGAGUCAGAGGUCGAGGCCAUGCAGCGCUCGCUGAUGGAGGACCCUUCUGCGUCGGCGGACCUCUGCGACGGGGAGGAUUGUCAUCCCAGCUCGUUGCCGCCGCGGGCGUCGCCGCGGAGAAGAGCGGUUGCGCUGUCGCGGAGUCGGUUUGGGCCGGAGGGUGUGGCGGAGGGGAGGGGUAGGAGGAAGAGUUCUUCCGCUGGGGUUUUGGCGAGUCGCAUUGAGAAGAGCCAUUAUGGGUUUGGGAAGAGGAAUGAGCAGGGUCUUCGGAGGAAGAGUCUUGUUAGUGCGGCGUUGGCGUCGAUGGUGGAGAGGGAUGAUGAUUAG